Tribolium madens (black flour beetle) is the source of this 1657-nucleotide messenger RNA. It is a transcript of the gene ND-51, whose product is annotated as NADH dehydrogenase [ubiquinone] flavoprotein 1, mitochondrial-like. The record is from RefSeq and is a predicted model, not a curated record. Gene Ontology annotation, biological process: mitochondrial electron transport, NADH to ubiquinone. Gene Ontology annotation, molecular function: NADH dehydrogenase (ubiquinone) activity; FMN binding; NAD binding. The coding region runs from base 68 to 1504 and encodes 478 amino acids. The transcript has 5 exons. NCBI's taxonomy places the organism in Eukaryota, Metazoa, Arthropoda, Insecta, Coleoptera, Tenebrionidae.
CAGCAUUUGCUAAACAAACCAACGAGCAACGGACAUGCGCGUCACCGUUUGACGUGCCAACGUCAAAAUGGCAGGCACAUUAGUAAGAUUUACAAAUGCAGCAAGAAGUCAUUAUGGACUUGUUGCUGCAAGUUGCAGCAAUGCCCAAGUGGCAUUCUAUUCGUCACCUCCUCCAGGCACUCCUCCACCUCAAACAAAAACAACAUUUGGCCCACUUUCCGAUGAAGAUCGUAUAUUUACAAAUUUGUAUGGAAAACAUGACUGGCGUUUGAAGGGGGCUUUGAAAAGAGGCGACUGGUACAAAACGAAAGAAAUUUUACUCAAAGGAUCAGACUGGAUUAUAAACGAAAUAAAAACAUCUGGCUUACGUGGUAGAGGAGGCGCUGGUUUUCCCUCAGGAAUGAAGUGGUCUUUCAUGAACAAACCAGGAGAUGGCCGACCUAAAUACCUUGUUGUCAAUGCUGAUGAAGGAGAACCCGGCACAUGCAAAGAUAGGGAAAUUAUGAGGCAUGAUCCACACAAAUUAGUGGAAGGGUGUCUUAUUGCUGGCAAAGCAAUGGGAGCGAAAGCAGCUUAUAUUUACAUUAGAGGCGAAUUUUACAAUGAGGCAUCAAAUAUGCAAGUUGCAAUUGCUGAAGCUUAUCAAGCUGGUUUGCUAGGCAAAAAUGCAUGUGGUUCAGGAUAUGAUUUUGAUGUUUUUAUGCAUAGAGGUGCAGGGGCUUAUAUUUGUGGCGAGGAAACUGCCUUGAUUGAAUCUAUUGAGGGGAAACAGGGUAAACCAAGGUUGAAGCCACCUUUCCCAGCCGAUGUGGGAGUGUUUGGGUGCCCCACAACUGUGACUAAUGUUGAAACUGUGGCAGUAUCGCCUACAAUUUGUCGCCGUGGGGGAACAUGGUUUGCUUCAUUUGGACGCACCCGAAAUUCAGGAACCAAACUUUUCAACAUUUCUGGACAUGUGAACCGACCUUGCACUGUAGAAGAGGAAAUGAGUAUCCCCUUCAAAGAACUAGUGGAACGUCAUGCCGGUGGUAUCAUUGGAGGUUGGGACAAUCUUUUGGCCAUCAUUCCUGGUGGUUCUUCAACACCGCUUAUACCGAAAAGUGUUUGCGAGGAUGUUAUCAUGGAUUUCGACGGUCUUGUUGCUGCCCAAACAAGUUUAGGAACCGCCGCUAUUAUCGUAAUGAACAAACAAACCGAUAUUGUCAAAGCUAUUGCUAGAUUGAUCAUGUUUUACAAACACGAAUCUUGCGGCCAGUGCACCCCUUGUCGCGAAGGAAUCAAUUGGAUGAAUAAAAUCAUGUACAGAUUUGUCGAUGGCAAUGCCAAACCCGAGGAAAUCGACAUGUUGUGGGAACUGAGUAAGCAGAUCGAAGGGCACACCAUUUGUGCUCUCGGCGAUGGUGCUGCGUGGCCAGUUCAGGGACUCAUCAGGCAUUUUAGACCAGAAUUAGAAGAAAGAAUGAGGAAGUUCCAUGAGCAAAAUAGGAGCGCUGCUCGGUGUUAAUUUGUAGCAUUUCAUAGGUUUAAUUAACUUUGAAAUAAAAAAAGCGAGGUUUACUUUUUAAGUAUUUAUGUUACAAUGUCUAGAGAUUUUUGAAUUCUUCAGCCAACAUAUUGACAAAUUUAUCAACUGGGGCGCUUCAACAACUUUAUUUUU